CUCUUAGGACUUUUGGAUGCCUAUAAAUUGGAGACAAAAUGCAUAAAUACCCUUUGACAAAAGUAUAGCAUUCUUCUUGCACCAUUUUUCUUGUCAAGAAUGGUUGGUGAUUCAGAAAGCAAUGAAAUUCAUCAUGAGGUGGUUUUAGAUGUAAAUGAUGAUGCCUCAAAAAAUUGUGAUGAAGAGUCAGGGAUCAAAGACUCUGUGCCCCUUAUAAAGAAGUUGGUAGCGGAAGUGGUGGGAACAUACUUGAUGAUAUUUGCUGGUUGUGCUGCUGUUAAUGUGAACUUAAACAAUGAUCAUGUAGUGACACUUCCUGGAAUUGCAUUUACUUGGGGAUUCACAGUUAUGGUAUUGAUUUAUUCUGUUGGUCACAUUUCUGGUGCUCAUUUCAACCCUGCUGUUACCAUUGCUCAUGCUUCCACUAAAAUAUUUCCCCUCAAACAGGUACCAGCUUAUAUUAUAGCUCAAAUUGUUGGAUCCAUAUUAGCAAGUGGAACCCUUAGACUUAUAUUUAAUGGUGAAGAUGAUCAUUUUAUUGGAACACUUCCAGCUGGUUCUAACCUGCAAGCUUUUGUAAUUGAGUUCAUAUGCACUUUCUUCCUUAUGUUUGUUAUUACUGGAGUGGCCACUGAUAACAGAGCGAUUGGUGAAUUAGCAGGGCUUGCAGUUGGGUCUACAAUAAUAGUAGAUAUAUUGUUUGCAGGACCAAUGACAGGAGCAUCAAUGAAUCCUGCAAGGAGUUUAGGACCUGCUAUCUUGUACCAUGAAUAUACAGGAUUAUGGAUAUAUUUGAUUUCACCAACUCUAGGAGCUUUGGUAGCUACAUGGACUUACAAUUUCAUCAAACACACCAACAAGUCAACGCAUGAUGAGCUCACCAAGAUUGAGCUCACCAGGAUUGUCCCCUCCUUCGGCAAGAGCAGGUCUGUUGUAUGUAAAAUGUUAUAAACCGCUGUCAACAAGGUCGUAACAAAAUCAAAUGAUUCCGCAACAAAUCCAAUAGUGCCCACAGUUUCAUCAUGUAUUAGGGUUUAAAUGUUUUGAUCUGGUUUUGAUUGUCAUAUAUAUAACAAUGUAAUCUACUUAGGAAAAUGAAAUGAGCAUAUUCUUCUUUAUCAUUCAUCAAUUUGUAAGAAAUGAAGGACCUUUGUUCAUGAAUAAAAGCAUGUGUCCCUUUUCCUAAGGUCCCCUCCCUUAGCUGACAAAUUCACAAUUAACAUGUUCAGAUUUUUAGAGAAAGAAAAGUGUGUGAAAUCAAUGUUACACCACAAGCCUUUUAUUAAAAGCAAGGCCGGGGAUCCUUCCUACGAUAGCUCCUACAUUGAUUCCUUAU
Molecule: messenger RNA, 1336 nt
Organism: Trifolium pratense (red clover)
Lineage: Eukaryota; Viridiplantae; Streptophyta; Magnoliopsida; Fabales; Fabaceae
Product: nodulin-26-like
Exons: 5
Coding region: 100-951 (283 amino acids)
Biological process (GO): transmembrane transport
Cellular component (GO): membrane
Molecular function (GO): channel activity
Source: RefSeq, a predicted model, not a curated record